CAGGCCUCGGGCUCCGCCACGGCGACAAGCUCCACCACCACGACCUCCACCUCGACCACCUCCACGUCCUCCACCACGAGCACCUCGACGUCGGCCUCAGGCUCCAUGGCCUCCGCGGCGGAGACCGCCUCUGACCCGUUCGACUGCGAUGCCGGCUAUUCCAACCUGGAGGCUGGCUGGUCGCAGGAGAAGAAGACGUGGUGCUGCUCGAACAGGAAGAUGGGCUGCGGGGGGGGGCCUCCCGACGAGCCCCGCUUCGACUGCCAGGCAGACCUGGCCCGGUGGCUCACGGACUGGUCCGAGAAGAAGGUGGUCUGGUGCUGCGAGUACGAGCAGCUCGGCUGCGCCGAGGAUGCCGAUGGCGCCUUCGACUGCAAGGAGGGCUUCUCCAACUGGGAGGCCGGCUGGUCGGACAAGAAGAAGGCGUGGUGCUGCUCGGAGAAGAGCAUCGGUUGCCCCGCCGGCUCUCAGCCCGAGGGUGGCUCGUUCGACUGCGACGACGACGGCCGCGGCGGCUGGUCGGACCACAAGCGGGCGUGGUGCUGCCUGAACCGGGAGGUCGCCUGCGAGACGUUCUCGGAGUCGUACGACUGCGAGGCCGGCAGCUCGGGCGGAGUGUCGGGGUGGCCGCGGGCGAAGUCGGAGUGGUGCUGCGAGCACAAGCAGACGGGGUGCGCGGAGGAGUCGGACCUCUUCGACUGCCUCGCCGGCCACGCCAACUGGCAGGAGGGGUGGAGCGAGGAGAAGAAGGCGUGGUGCUGCGAGAACAAGGCGAGGGGCUGCACCGAGUUCGACUGCGGGGAGGGCUUCGCGAACUGGCAGUCGGACUGGUCCGAGAGCAAGAAGGAGUGGUGCUGCGAGCACAAGCAGAGGGGCUGCGCAGACAAGUCGGAGCCCUUUGACUGUGAGGCUGGCUAUUCCAACUGGCAGGCUGGCUGGUCCGUGGACAAAAAGGACUGGUGCUGCGAGCAGAAGCAGAGGGGCUGCGCAGACGGGUCGGAGCCCUUCGACUGCGAGGCCGGCUACUCGAAUUGGGAAGCCGGGUGGUCCGUGAACAAGAAGGAGUGGUGCUGCGAGCACAGGGCGGUGGGGUGCCCCCAGGGGCACAUGGCGGCCAGCGCCCGGGAGACGACGACGCUGCCGUACGACUGCGAGGUCUGCCUCCCCUUUGCGCUGCUUCGUUGGACGACGGGCACGGCGAGACCGCAGCUGCACGCUGCCUCCGCGGCGCCGGCCGCAGGCUCCGCCUCCCUCGCCGAGCGCCGCGCCAGCCCUCUCCGCAGGCCGAGGGCCCUCGGCCGCCUCGCCUCGUCGCCCCCCGCGGCCGCGCCGGACGCGGCGGCGGCCGAUGGCGCGGUGGCCGCCGCGCGCCGAGCGCCAGCGCUGCCCGCGCGCGCCCGCGCGAGGCGCGCCGGCGCGGGGGCGGCCCCGCUGGGCGCCGCCGCCGCGGCGCCGCCGCCGGGCGGCGCCGCGGUGCCCAGCGGCCGGGUGCGGGAGAGCGGCAUGCCUCCGCGGGAGUACUGGGAGACGCUGGUGGAGCCCGAGGGCACGCUGGACCGCUUGGGGCUGCUGCCCGGCUGCGGCGCGAGGGUGGUGGAGCUGGGGUGCGGCUACGGGACCUUCACCGUCCCGGCCGCUCGGAGAGGGCGGCGGAGCUGCUCACCUUCGACCUGGACCCCGCCAUGGUCGAGCUCACCCGGGCCCGGGCGCAGGAGAGGCCGGCCUGGGGAACGUGGCGGGCGCCGUGCGUGACGUGGUCUCGGAGGGCUACGGCCUGGAGCCCAGCAGCUGCGACGCGGUCCUGCUGCUGAACAUCCGAAGAAGAAACGGGCCCGGUGGCCAUGCUGAGCCAGGCGGCGGGGCUGCUGCGCCCCGGCGGGCGCGUGCUGGCGACGCACUGGCGCUACGACCCGCGGACCCCGCGCGGGCCCCCGAUGCACAUGCGCCCUCGGCCGGAGCAGCUGGAGGAGACUGGGCCGCGUGCACCGGGCGCCUGCGCACCGAGCGCGGGCCCGUGGACUGCCCCCCCUGGCACUACGGCUGGGCCUUCUCCCGGCUCUGAGGGCCGUGAGAAACGGCGCCGCGCGUCUCCUCCCUGCUCGAGGGCGUUCUUUGCGUUCUUCGCGCUGUGGUCGGCUCUGGCUCGGCAGUCGCAAUCCCGUCUUCAGCAUGCGGUGGCGUCGGUGGGCCUCUGGCAGUCGACGAGGUGGCGCUAAGUCGGCGCCCGCUGGCGUCGAUUAGCGUCAAUUCAGCGCUUGUGGGCGGAAACGGGGGCGCCACUUCAGAAGAGCCAGCAA
Prorocentrum cordatum is the source of this 2297-nucleotide messenger RNA. NCBI's taxonomy places the organism in Eukaryota, Dinophyceae, Prorocentrales, Prorocentraceae. The record is from the annotation of a GenBank genome assembly.